Molecule: messenger RNA, 1170 nt
Organism: Aureococcus anophagefferens
Lineage: Eukaryota; Pelagophyceae; Pelagomonadales; Pelagomonadaceae
Exons: 1
Coding region: 1-1170 (389 amino acids)
Source: RefSeq, a predicted model, not a curated record
AUGCGCAUCGCCAUUCUCCUCGCAGCCCUGCCGAGCGCGGCGCCGUGGUGCCAGCACCGAGAGCGGGACGGACGCAUCCUCGAGUGCCUGCGCGCCAAGAUCCCGGUGUUCACGCCCUUGGACGAGGUGCGCGCCUGCUUUGCGCCGUGCAUGAUCGCCGCCUACGGCUCCCUCGACGUGCCUGUCCCCGCGCGCGCGGCGGUCGUGCCCUCGCUGGCGCGCUACCGCGCCAUGCUCGAGCUCGCGCCCUCGUGGCGCGUCUCGCCGAGCCACAAGCCGGGCCAGCGGUUGCGCGCGGCGACCCGCGGGCUGCGCAACGUCGUCGUGCGCUGCCCCGCCGAUAACUUCAACCUGUGCCUGCGGCCGGAGAACGCCGACGCCGACGCCGUGCUCGACCAGGUCGCCGCGAAUCUCACGGGACGCGUCGCGUUCUGGCACAUGGACGCCUUCAAGCUGUGGCCGCAGGAGGGCGGCGACGCGGCGACGCUGCGGCCGCUGCACGGCGUCACCUACUAUUCGACGAACCCGGCGUUCCAUCGCCACGACGUCGUGCCCGCGCCGCUCGGCGUCCUCGACGCGCUCGUCGGCGGGCACCUCGCCAAAUUCUCGUCGCGGAGGGUCGCGCCCAAGCCCGAGGAGGUCAUCGACUGGGAGGCCGAGCUCCGGCCGAUCUCGCUCGACGGCUGGCUCGGCCGGCGGCGGCUCCUGCACUGCGACAGCUACCGGAUGCGCUGGGGCGGCGGCGGCCACAGCUACGGCCGCCAGCGCAUGCUCGAGGCCUUCGAGGCGAGCGGCUUCGCCUGCGACCCGACGCCCGUGAACCACACGGCCUACGUCGCGGGGCUCCGCGAAGCCCAGUUCGUCGCGUGCCCGCGGGGCAACGGUAUCCAGGUCUACCGCGUCUGGGAGGCGCUCCUGCUCGGCGCCGUCCCCAUCGUGCUGCGGACCCACUUCCCGACGCACGACGCGCUCUACGCGAAGCUGCCGGUCGUGAUGAUAGGACCCUCGACGGCGCGGCCGAAGUUCGACGCCUGGACCACGGUGACGCCCGACUUCCUCCGGCGCGAGCGGGCGCGCGUAGAGCGGCUCGCCCGCGAGAGCGCGUUCGACCUCGCCGGCGCGUUCCUCCCGUACUGGCUCGGGCGCCUCUUUAACGAGUCGCUGCCGUAG